This is a messenger RNA of Cydia pomonella (codling moth), 1975 nucleotides long. RefSeq lists its product as uncharacterized. The record is from RefSeq and is a predicted model, not a curated record. The transcript has 3 exons. Bases 738 to 1352 code for a protein of 204 amino acids. NCBI's taxonomy places the organism in Eukaryota, Metazoa, Arthropoda, Insecta, Lepidoptera, Tortricidae.
AAAAACUAAAAAAUAUAUAUAAUAUACAUUGUCAUGCAAACUUCCACCGAAAAUUGGUUUGAACGAGAUCUAGUAAGUAGUUUUUUUUAAUACGUCAUAAAAUUAAAAAAAAAAAAAUUUUCAUCACACCCAUACGUGUGGGGUAUCUAUGGAUAGGUCUUCAAAAAUGAUAUUGAGGUUUGUAAUAUCAUUUUUUUCUAAACUGAAUAGUUUGCGCGAGAGACACUUCCAAAGUGGUAAAAUUUUGAACAAGAUCUAGUAAGUAGAUUUUUUUUUAAUACGUCAUAAAUGGUACGGAACCCUUCAUGCGCGAGUCCGACUCGCACUUGACCGCUUUUUUACAUUAUUCAGCAUAGCACCUCUCUAUUACAAUACAAUCAAUUCUCUUUGAUUAUGUUUAGGUAAAUAUUUGUUUCCUUCUUCAUGUACUAGGAAGAUAAUGAUGAUUAAAAAUUUAAACAAACAAAAAUAUUAUAAUAACUGCGCAUUCCAAACAUUACUAAAUUAUGACAAAUUAAAGAGCGUAAAGCGACAAGAAUGUUUUUAAUCUCCAAAGGUAAAACCGUCAGCCAUCACGUAAAUUAAAAGGUUUGUAAGAAUGGCCCUUAGUCGCUCAUUAGGUAAACAUUCCCGGGCCCUUAUCUCGGAGAUAGGCUCGACAUACCGGCACGGCACCUAUUUAAAGGACGACUGGGAUUGUUCAAACAUUUACUGACGCAGCAGCCUUACCUGUCACCAUGCUUGCGAUUAAAUGUGUUCUCCCAUUUCUAAUUGUGUGUUUGGUGCAAGGAGUUUAUUGCAAACCAACAAGUAAUGAGCUAACCGAGGGCCGCGGGGUUGGUUCAACGAUUUGGGGAUGGAUCACGUAUCCCUUCACGGGAUGGUGGGGCUCUUCAGACACCGAGGCUCCGCCCCAAGCCGAUCUCCUCAACGGCUCGACCACCAUCGGCCCGUACGACAACAUCGAGAUCGCGUCUCGAAACCUCACGAUUUGGUGCAACGACCACACCUGCACUACUAUGAAAUGCGACAAAACGGCAUGUGUGAAUGUUACGUGUAACAUUUAUGAUACAUAUGUCACGGGGCAAUGUCGAGAGUACAACAUGGGCUUGAAGCCAGAGGAGCCGAAGCCAUCGCUACCCACCGAACCCGCCCCUACUUCGACCUCUCUAGCGGUUGCCGCGGUUCCAGAGUCGUCAACCGCGCCCAUAAUGGCAAUCCAAACCGAAGAACCAGCGGAACACCCGUUAGAGCUGGAAGCUGUACUAUCUUCCACAGUCACCAAGGGGAACCCUGACGUACCGCCUCCGAAAGAGAAAGAGGGCCAAUCUAGUCCUCAAAAUAAGAUCUAAACUCAACCACAACAGAAGAUUCCGAAGCAUCAUCAACUUUGAUUCUAGCAGUAAAAGACUUGUUCAGCAGCUACGCUCAUUUCGUGAUAGAGCGCUACGCAACGGCUCUCGCAGACAGCCUGAUGACUCGGUUAAACAUCAACUCGCAGUGUGUAGAUGGAACGUGUUACUACGCUUUAUGUGAACAUGACAAUUGUCAAGUGCAGCACUGCCAGUAUCAUUUAGUAACCGGAGCCAAAACUUGCUCUAGCAAACCAUUCGGCCCGCCGACGCCGAGCACGGCGCCCGCUUUGGAAUAUGCCAGCGAUAAUAAAAUUAUUGGUGAUAAUGACGAGGAUAAUAGUAUCAGUUUGUUUGAUAGAAUUUUGAGCUAAUGUCUACGAAAUUGUUAGUGUGUAUAGGCUUGUAUUUUAUUUGACUAUGCAGUGACAAAAAUGUUAACUUCCUCAAUUUAAACACAAUAAAGUAGCAAGUACACUCAGGCAAGUGCAUGAUUAAUUGUUCACUUAUCUUAAGCAUUUUAGAUAACGCAUUUGUUAAAAACGAAAACUUGAAUUAUUAAGAAUGAUAAUGUAAAUUAAGUAUUCAAUGUGUUAAGAGUGAUUAAAUUGUAUUAGACAUUU